AUAUAAGUAGUUGCGGUCAGCUUCAAGUGCUGUGUGAAAUAAAGCAGAACGAUGAUUAAGAUGAUGUCGUCGUCGAUAAGUCGUGGUCAAAGGAUUGCCAGGGUGCGGUCAGGUCUUGGAAAGGUUACUAUAAUUCGUUCGUUCAGUGACGCGCUUCUAGAAGCCGAGGUACCCGUGCGAUGUCGUUCCCUAGUGUCUUGUCAAACAUCUAAAGACUUUAAGAUUUGUGAUUAAAUCGUCGAUUACUGAAAGAGAGAGACCGAGAAAAAGAAGCAACGAAAAGGACACCACAGAAAAAUGCAGUGCCGCCACCGACUAUUUUUCCUUGCUGUCGUUCUUAUCUCACAACUUUGUAGAGAAUCAACGGCUCUAAAACGAAGUAUAGCACCGGCAACUGUCCAAACUAUUAGAAAAGAAGGCGAGUCUUUGCCUUUACGGCUACUAUGCUCCGACCUGGCGAACAUUUUCUUCAUGUAUCCCAUUAACGUAAUUGAUGAGGGUUCGUUACAUAUCUACAAUUCAAUACACACCGAAAUGAAGAAAACCCAAGAUCAAAAUGGUACCUACUGGUACGAUUUUCGUGGACUGUAUACAGUCUUUUGGAGCAGUGAUCUCUAUAGUUGCUCAUAUAACACAAUUGAGAUCACCAUACGUAAUUAUUCCGACCCAAAUUUUCGGGGCAUGUUUGUUCAGACAAACUCUGAAACGUUUCGGUAUAGGGAACUACCACUUUCUGAAACUUUAGUAGCAUUUGAAGGCGAAAACAUUGUCAUACCAUGUAGACCAACAUCGCCGAUAGCGGAAGUCAGGCUUUCAUGGUACAAUCAAUAUUUCAAAGAAGAUGGCUUGCGAUUUUCUUUCGAUCCAAACUUUGGAUUUACGCUGUACAAAGUCAGGCCACAUGACCGAGGUUUCUACAAGUGCAAAAUCGCUACUGAUCAACAGGUCGCUUAUCGUGUAAUUGUACGGGAUGUAGUCGGGGAAUUCGGUGUUAUUCCCACGAAGAAUACAGUGGUAGAGGGCGACGAAUGGGAGCUGAUCUGUGCUGCUUCGAUUUACAAUUAUUCGGACACCUUCGAUUGGAGCAGCGAAAAGGGACUGAUUGUACAAUCUGACAAAAUCUUUAUCGAUCGAGAGGAGACUGAAUUCACGUAUAGAUCAAUUUUGAAAAUACACAACGUGACAAUGAAAGACUCGCAGCAAUAUAUUUGUACAGGGAAGUCCAUGAAAAAUAUGUCUCGGUCUAUUAAAUAUCGUUUGGAAGUGAAAGCUGCACGAGCGCCUGUUAUUACCGAUACUAAUUUGAAAAAAGGCGACAUAAUCAUUAACGACAAUACCCGUGAUCGCAAAAAAGUAGUUCUUAAGUGCUUCGCGGAUGGUUUACCUAAACCGAGCAUCACUUGGUUUAAGGAUGGUGCCCAGUUGGUUAUUGAUAAUGAAAUGUACAGGUUUCUAAAUGAUUCCCAAAAACUUGAAAUAGAAUAUCCGUCGGAUAUUUACAGCGGUGAGUACAUGUGUCGAGUAGAGAAUCGUAUUGCAAAAGUAGAAACUUACCAACGAAUAACGAUAAAUGGGAAAGGAGUACCAAUAGUUCUGAUCGUUUCAGUUGUCGUGUUAACAGUGGUCGUUGUGAUGUUGGUAAUCUACCUCUUAAUUAGGAUUUUUCGUAAAAGGAUAAUGAGAAAGUAAUGAAGCAGAUCUUCUCCCUUAAGAUAACAAAUAGAUACUUCCUAGGGAAAAGUUGAGAAUUAUUAAUGUAGGUGCCAUUAAACGUUCAAAUCGCGACGGUGUUGUCGCCGAAAACCAAUGUACAGUGGUUUCUCCGGAUUUACCGAAUUUCAGUAUGCUCUGUGGAAAAAUGCCGACAAUCUAAAGGAUGGAAAGAUAAUUUUCAACAAAUUAACUCACAAAAAACCUUCACAUCAAUGAAUUCAUCCAAACGAGCAUCCAGAGAAGAUAUUAUAAUUCAAAACAAUUAAUCUCCCAAAGAAGCACACAAAUGUUAUUAAUAAUUCCUUCAAAACAUCGAGAAAUAUUAAUUCUAUCUAUCCCCUUAGAAAUGCUUUUAAAUACAAAAAAAAUAAAAUAUUAAUUUACAGAUAAACCUCUGCAAAUGUAACACUUCGAAAGGAUAUAAAUGAAAGACUCUAAUUAA
Messenger RNA from Megalopta genalis, 2155 nucleotides. Its product is annotated as neural cell adhesion molecule 1. Gene Ontology annotation, cellular component: cell-cell junction; plasma membrane. The record is from RefSeq and is a predicted model, not a curated record. Gene Ontology annotation, biological process: cell-cell adhesion. Lineage: Eukaryota; Metazoa; Arthropoda; Insecta; Hymenoptera; Halictidae. Gene Ontology annotation, molecular function: cell adhesion molecule binding.